AUGAAGGUUGCUGCAACAGAAGAACUAUGCAUUUUGUUGUUGACUGCAUCUUGCCUUGUUCUUAUUUCAGGGCUCCAACUUGAUUCUAUGCCUUAUGAUUAUUAUGCUACUACAGAGUGUGUGACAGAACCUCAGAGGGCACAAUACAGAGGAGGCAUUAUUCUAAAUCCAGAUUUUGAUCACAGCAUACAUGAUUGGACAGUGUUUGGAAAUGGAACAAUCGAGGAGCGAGUAUCAAAUGAUGGAAAUAGAUUCGUUAUUGCUAGCAACAGAACACAACCAUUGGAUGGUUUCUCACAGAAGGUCCAACUGAAUAAAGGAAUUAUGUACACUUUUUCUGCUUGGUUUCAGCUCAGUGAAGGAAGUGACACUGUUUCAGUUGUUUUUAAAACAAAUGGAAGCGAAUUGGUACGAGGUGGCAAUGUGAUAGCCAAGCAUGGAUGUUGGUCGCUGCUUAAAGGUGGCAUAGUUGCAGACUUUUCAAGCCCUGCUGAGAUACUCUUUGAGAGCGAGAAUCCAACUGUGGAAAUAUGGAUCGAUAGUGUUUCAUUACAACCAUUCACCAGAGAAGAAUGGAGAUCACACCAAGACAACAGCAUUGAGAGGGUACGAAAGAGCAAGGUGGGAUUCCAGGUAACUCAUCCAAACGAAACAGCAUUGGAAGGAGCAACCGUUGUUAUCAAACAAACAAAGACAGAUUUCCCAUUUGGAUGUGGGAUGAAUCAUCGCAUCCUCACAAAUAUUGAGUACCAAAAAUGGUUUGUGUCAAGAUUCAAAUACACAACUUUCACCAAUGAGAUGAAGUGGUAUAGUACAGAGAAUGUUCAAGGCCAGGAAAACUAUACUAUCCCAGAUGCUAUGUUAAAAUUCACUAAAGAAAAUGGCGUUUCUGUCAGAGGUCAUACCAUUUUGUGGGACGAUGAAAAAUUUCAGCCUGAAUGGGUUAAGUCCCUAUCCCCUGACGAAUUACGAGAAGCAGCUACAAAAAGAAUGAAUUCUAUGGUUUCAAGGUAUAAUGGACAAGUGAUUGCAUGGGACGUGAUGAACGAGAAUCUCCACUGCCACUAUUUUGAGGACAACCUUGGUGAAAACGCCUCUGCGAUAUAUUAUUCAACAGCUUACCAUCUUGAUCCGAACACCAUGAUGUUUAUGAAUGAGUAUAACACCAUUGCGUACAGUGGAGAAAAGAUUGCCAGCCCAGCCAAUUAUAUCAGAAAACUUAAGGAGAUUCAGCAAUUUCAAGGAACUGAUGGAAUAUCAUUGGCCAUAGGGGUGCAAGGCCAUUUUUCAAGUGGUGUGCCAAAUCUUGCUUACAUGAGGUCAAGUCUAGAUCUUCUUGCUGCAACUGGACUUCCUAUAUGGCUCACAGAAGUCACUGUGGAUCCUAGUCCAGAUCAGGCAGAGCACUUGGAAGAGAUACUAAGAGAGGGUUACUCGCAUCCAUCUGUUCAGGGUAUUAUAAUGUUUGUAGGUCCAGCACAAGCUGGUUUCACGAGUACACCCCUCGCAGAUGAAAAUUUUCUAAAUACUCCGAUUGGAGACGCCAUGGACAAACUGAUUAGUGAAUGGGGAACUGGUACUCAAACGGUCAUAGCAGACAGGCGAGGAAUUGUAGAUAUUUCACUACAUCAUGGGGAUUAUGAUAUAACUGUUACACACCCUCUAACACAAAGCUCUAAAAAAUUGAAUAUAAGUGUAGGGAAAGCAUUUUCACAGGAAAUCAUCCAUGUGAAAAUGCAGGCCUAA
Vicia villosa (hairy vetch) is the source of this 1746-nucleotide messenger RNA. RefSeq names its product endo-1,4-beta-xylanase 5-like. Gene Ontology annotation, biological process: carbohydrate metabolic process. The record is from RefSeq and is a predicted model, not a curated record. Gene Ontology annotation, molecular function: hydrolase activity, hydrolyzing O-glycosyl compounds. Bases 1 to 1746 code for a protein of 581 amino acids. NCBI's taxonomy places the organism in Eukaryota, Viridiplantae, Streptophyta, Magnoliopsida, Fabales, Fabaceae. The transcript has 7 exons.